CGAAAUAUCCCAACUCCACACGAAGAUCUCGUCGUCCUCUCUCCCUCUCUCGCUCUCAGAUUCACAAUUCGAGUCUGGAGCAGAACCAGAAUCGAUUCUAUCAGGCGGUUGUAGCCGCACAUUGCAAUCGAUCGCCGAUCUGGAGCCGUUACAGGAUCCGCCGCAGUCCUUGAAAACUACGACGGCGUCCUCCGCCACCGGCAACGGCCAGAUCCGGUACCGCUCUUUCUCCUCCCCCGAGCUCCUGGAGUCCGGUCCGGCUAUUGGUUCAUCCGGUAGCCAUUCUCCUACCUCCGAGUCUCACCAGGGCCUCCUCUCCAUCGACGGCGGUAAGAUGACGGCUAAGCGACGGCAUGAACCCCUCGCCGACAAGAUCCAGCGCCAUCGCGGUCUUAUUCUGCUUUUUUCGGUUCCUCUUGUCCUGAUCUCUCUCGUUCUUCUUCUGAUGCCCGGGAGAUCGGCUUCCGCCGCGGUUAUUAAGGAGUACGAGGCUAAUAGCGGCAAGCUCGUACCGAGUUCGAGGGGUCCGAGGAAUUACGCCGUGAUCUUCGAUGCGGGGAGUUCUGGAAGCCGCGUGCAUGUGUACUGCUUCGAUCAGAAUUUGGAUCUUGUUCCUAUGGGCAAUGAACUUGAGCUCUUCCUUCAGCUAAAACCGGGCUUGAGUGCAUAUGCCAAUGAUCCCCAACAAGCAGCAAAUUCUUUGAUGUCUCUUCUUGACAAAGCAGAAGCUUCUGUUCCCCGUGAGUUGCGUCGCAAGACUCCUGUCAGAGUUGGGGCAACUGCAGGGUUGAGAACUUUGGGUCAUGAAGCAUCUGAGAAUAUUCUGCAAGCGGUUAGGGAUCUCCUGAAAGAGAGAAGCACUCUGAAAAGUGAGGCUAAUGCAGUCACUGUUCUGGAUGGUACUCAGGAAGGAUCGUAUCAGUGGGUGACGAUCAACUAUUUGUUAAGGAAUUUAGGAAAGAAGUACUCAAACACAGUUGGAGUGGUCGAUCUUGGUGGGGGUUCCGUUCAAAUGGCCUACGCUAUAUCGAAGGAAGAUGCUGCAACUGCACCAAAGCCUCUAGAUGGAGAGGAUGAAUAUGUCAGGGAAAUGUAUCUGAAGGGUGAAACAUAUUACCUCUAUGUUCACAGUUACUUGCAUUAUGGAUUACUGGCAGCCCGAGCAGAGAUCUUGAAAGUUUCUGAAGAUUCGAACAACCCCUGUAUCUUGGCAGGCUAUGAUGGUACCUACAAGUAUGGAGGACAAAAUCACAAGGCUACUGCCUCUCCAUCUGGUGCAAGUCUCGAUGAGUGCCGAAGGGUCGCCCUUAACGCUCUCAAAGUGAACGAUUCCCUCUGCACACACAUGAGAUGCACAUUCGGCGGCAUAUGGAACGGCGGCGGAGGCGAUGGCCAACGGAAUCUUUUCAUCGCUUCGUUUUUCUUCGACCGAGCUUAUGAGGCUGGAUUCAUCGAAGGUAAUCAACCCGUGGCUAAAGUUCGACCCUCGGAUUUCGAGAAAGCCGCAAAACGGGCUUGUAAUACGAAGAUGGAAGACGGGAAAUCGAAGUUUCCACGUGUGGAAGAAGAUAACCUCCCGUACUUGUGUAUGGAUCUGGUUUACCAAUACACUCUUCUCGUUGACGGAUUCGGGUUGGAGCCAUCACAGAAGAUAACGUUAGUGAAGCAAGUGAAGUAUGGAGAUUUUGCCGUGGAAGCUGCUUGGCCACUCGGGAGUGCCAUCGAGGCCGUCUCUUCACCUUGAGAGGAGGAGGUGCCAAAUUUUCUAUGUAUGUAACCAAAUUGAUUAGUUUCAUUAUUCAAUCGUAUGGAUGUAUGACGAUUUCUGUAAUUUGAUCAAUCGAAUAACUCGAUAUUGUUACGCAUAUUGCAUCUAACGCUCUAAUAAAUGCGGAAUUAUAUC
Molecule: messenger RNA, 1903 nt
Organism: Tarenaya hassleriana
Lineage: Eukaryota; Viridiplantae; Streptophyta; Magnoliopsida; Brassicales; Cleomaceae
Product: apyrase 2-like
Exons: 9
Coding region: 335-1744 (469 amino acids)
Biological process (GO): nucleoside diphosphate catabolic process
Cellular component (GO): membrane
Molecular function (GO): nucleoside diphosphate phosphatase activity
Source: RefSeq, a predicted model, not a curated record